GAGCCUGACAGGCCAAGGAAAGAAGGGGGGCUAUAGUCAAGGGGGAGGAGCCGCGGACACCAUUUUACACAGAGGGGCAGGGGGAAAGGCGCCAUUUUGAAUCGGUAGCGGGAAAGGAAAGUUCAGUCAGGAAGGUUUGAGGUAAUUCUGUACCUGUCAGCGACAGAAUGUCGGCGGAUAUGGAGGAAUUGUUGAGCCAAAUCCGGGCUGAAGCUGAGAGACGUGGGGGCGACUGGCUGCGGAGACUCCUUCUCCCUGUGAUGCAACAGGAACCGGAGCCUGCUCCCGGGGCACGGAGAUCCAGGGCCCUCAGCCGCCUAAGCCCUUCCCCACCUUCCCGCAGACUGAGAGCAAACACCCCGAGUCCCGGCGUCCCAACAAUCACCUCAGAAGUCCAGGCGCGACGGGACAUAUUAGCAGCGGAGGCGGCGCAGCAGCAGGUCAUUCCCCGAGGCAGAACCGGGAUGACGCAGCAACUGCAGCCGAAUCCAGCGGAGGUUCCAGCAAGUGACAGAGGACGUUGGAACGGGAACAGCAGCGCGAGGCCACCGAGCGGCCCAACAAGUGGAAGCGGGAACAGUCGGUUCUCAGCAGCAGACGAGGGAGUCAGUCCCGGAUCAGAGCAGCGCGGAGCAGCACGGCGGUGGCAGGCGACUUACACAGAGGCAGGUCCAGGCGCCUCCGGGGGGCAGAGAUGGGAAGACGGGACACCAGGCUGCAGCCAAGGGGGGAGGCCAGCGGGCCAGAUGAGGCCACCUCCAGAAGGAGCAGUAUGGGCAGGCCUGGAGGGCAACUCAGGCCAGGAGCGAGCGGGACCAGCCGUAAGAUGGACAAGAAAUGCCUCAGGAGAUCAAGGGUGGCCGUCAGCUGCUUGGGCCCCCAUGGAUAGGUGCGGGCACUUGGAGGCGGGGCUGGGGGAGCUGACACAGGAGAAUAACUGGAGAGUGGCCCCCCAGGCCUCAGUAUAUGCCACAGGGCCACUGAGGGGAUUAACAGCGGGGAGCAGUGAAGCAGCAGCAGCACACUGUGUCCCCUCCCCUUUUGUGUCCCAACAGGUCCUUGUCCAGGAGGAGCCACUGGGAGAAAGGCUGCCAGGAUAUUCUACACUGGAACAGAGCAGACAAGGAGCUGCAGUGGGACAGGUUCCGGCGUCUUGCUCUGGAGACAGCGGCACAGGGAGACAGAUGCCCCAAGGUGGUGUGGAAGAUUGUGUAAAAGAGGAGCACCUAUGCUCAGUAUGGAUAGUGGGAGACUCGAUCAUUCAGCAGGCGGAGCAGCGAGCAAAAGUUCGAGACAACGGAGAGCAGUUAGGUUUCAAAGAAUCUCGGGUGAUCCUGCAGUGGAACGGGGUAGAAGGUCUUUGCUGGGAUGAGGUAGUACCAUUGAUAAUACAAAAUGCUAAGCACUGGGGGUCACCCAACAUGAUAUUGAUUCAUUGCGGGGGCAAUGAUUUGGGGCAAUGCCCCAUGAAGCAUUUAAUAAAGAACAUCAGAAAGGACUUUUUGAGGCUGUGGUCAUUAUUCCCGGGAGUAAGUUUAGUUUGGUCAGAGAUUAUCCCCAGGUUACAGUGGAGGGGUGCAAGAUCAGUCUCAGCGAUAGACAGGGUCAGAGUGAAAGUGAAUAAAGCUGUUUCAAAGUUUGUGCAGGCUAAUGGGGGUGUAGCAAUCAGGCACAAAGAUUUCGACAAUCAGUCUGUUUACUACAGCGCUGAUGGGGUACAUUUAAACGAGGUGGGAAUGGAGUUAUUUAACUUCACUUUACGGGAAACCAUACAGUUUGCGUGGGAAGCUUGGAGAAACAUGCAGAGCUGAAGGCUGUCCUUCUCUGCAUGCUGUGGCGGCCCAUGUCAGUCUGCCAGGGGAAGUGGUUUCGUCAGUUAUCGGUUUGUGGGAUGGUUUAACCCCUAAGGUGGGUGACCAUUGGGCCUGGAUAAUGGUUUUGGAAAUGCAGUAACGACUUGCUGAGCCUGGAUUGUGGGAGUGUUGUCCGAGUUAGGUAUUUGGGUGGUUGGAGGAUAUUCACCUAAGUUAUGGAAUGGCAGACUGACAGGGGGUUUGGUAUUUGCACUGUUCAAUGCAUGUUAUUGCUGUUAAAAGGAUACAUGUAAGUUAAUGUGUAUUGACUAAUUUUGAUAUAUUUGGAUGGUUAUUUCUUCUGUUUGAAUUUCUCAAUAAAGCUGUGGCCGUUAUCAUCCAA
Messenger RNA from Xenopus laevis (African clawed frog), 2196 nucleotides. RefSeq lists its product as uncharacterized. Bases 168 to 1811 code for a protein of 547 amino acids. Lineage: Eukaryota; Metazoa; Chordata; Amphibia; Anura; Pipidae. The transcript has 3 exons. The record is from RefSeq and is a predicted model, not a curated record.